Molecule: messenger RNA, 2875 nt
Organism: Hemiscyllium ocellatum (epaulette shark)
Lineage: Eukaryota; Metazoa; Chordata; Chondrichthyes; Orectolobiformes; Hemiscylliidae
Gene: ccbe1
Product: collagen and calcium binding EGF domains 1
Exons: 11
Coding region: 262-1386 (374 amino acids)
Molecular function (GO): calcium ion binding
Source: RefSeq, a predicted model, not a curated record
AGCCCCAUCAGCAGAGCCAAAGACCUUUCUCUGUUGACAAAUACCAACUCCGCGCCAGAGUCCUUAACCCUGUUCUAAAGUCAUUUUCUUUUUAAACCCCCCCAGCCCAAAAUGUGAAAUGAGAAAAGCCAGCUGCACUUCCCGGUCGAUCACUCAGAUAAGAAAAUCUUUAAGGGGAAAACAAGUAUCUCUGAGCCCGAAAUUUUGUAGAGAUUCUGUCCCAGGAACGCUGUUGUCAAUCGUGACUGAUCAGGGAGGAAAAUGUUUUACCAAUCUUUUGUGAACUUAUUGAGGACUGCCUUCCUGUUGUCGCUGAUAUCCCCAGGAUUCACGUAUUCCUACUUUUCCAUAUCAGAGCAAGACGAAUCGUACAGCAGAGAAAACUGCCCGGAAAACAAAAUCAUUACAACGGAGUACCCGUGUUUGAAAUCUACUGGGGAAGUUGCGACCUGCAUCAGGAAAAAAUGCUGUCGAGGUUAUAAAUUCGUUCUUGGCCAAUGUAUCCCAGAAGAUUAUGACGUCUGCUCAGGAGCUCCAUGUGAACAACAGUGUACUGAUAAUUUUGGCAGAGUUCUGUGUACAUGUUACCUGGGAUAUUACUUUGAUCGCGUGAAACACAGGAACAGAGAGAAGCCAUAUUGUAUUGAUAUUGAUGAAUGUUUCAAAAGCAAUGGAACUGUGUGUUCCCAAAUUUGCCUCAACACACCAGGGAGUUACAAAUGUGCAUGCAAGGAAGGUUUCCAUCUCAAAGAGGAUGGGAAGACAUGCAGCAAAAGUGAAAGUGCAGGCCAGUAUAUAAAAUCUGACACUGUGAUGAAAGCUGGUACCUGCUCUACAACCUGUGAAGAUAUCCAACAGAUAAAGCAAGCAGUGCUACAGCUUAAACAGAAGGUCACUUCACUGCCCAACAACAUUGCUGAUAAUAGUAAGCAAAGGUCAAACAGUGACAAGUUAUUUGCAUCGAACAGUUACAAUUAUGGACUGAAUGGACCACCAGGGCCCACAGGCCUGCCAGGUCCUAAAGGAAGCCCAGGUCCAAAAGGACAAGCAGGAUCCCCAGGGCCACCAGGACCCAGAGGAAUGAUGGGACCAAUUGGCCCUUCACCUGACAUAUCUCACAUUAAACAGGGAAAAAGAGGAGCAGUGGGUCCGCCAGGAGCUUCUGGAAGAGAUGGAGCCAAGGGUGAGAGAGGUGCUCCAGGACCACGAGGAUCACCUGGUCCGCCAGGCUCCUUUGACUUUUUGCUUCUGAUGUUGGCAGACAUUAGAAAUGACAUUGCAGAGCUCCAGCUGAAAGUUUUUAGCCGUGGAAAUCGGGUCACUGGGGAAGAGCACCAGAGCCAUGAAAUUCCUGACUGGGGAUCUGGAGAAGACUACAGACAUUAAGACCCAUCGCAGAAACCUGCGUAGCGAACAUCACCAUGGAAGUGAAAUGGCUUUCAAAACUGCACUGCAACUUUUUUUAUUGGGACUAGCUUAAAGAGCUUGAACCAGCGAGGAUGUAAUAAAUUUUGCACUGCUGUUGUACAAUUUUAUUCCAUUAUACGUAUCAAAAAACCUUUAUCAAAUGUAACAAUUAAAAUAAGUAUUAGAGUGUUCAGAUAAAUCAAUAAUGUACCAGUUCAGAAUGGCAAGUUUUGAACAAAUGACUUUUCACACGGAGGUUGCAUUUGCUGGGGAUCGCAUGUGUGGGAAAUGAAUUGUGCACAUUCCUCUGUAACAUGAGCGAUUAGCAUCUUGGUUCUGUAACAAACAGAACCCAAAUGCAUAACAUAACAGACAUACAGGAUGAAGGAAAUACUUUUGGUUUUACUCAAGUCAUACACACAUAAGAAUUACUUCAUUUUUAAACCUUAAAUUUCAGAUUACAAGACACUACAAGAUAGGUUGACAUGAAAGAUAUAGUUCUGUCUAUAUAUUUAAUUUUCCUACAAUGGUAAUCUGACUGUCUUUCAAUCCAGUAAUCUCAUGCCUCUUAAUUGAGUUCAAUUUCUUGAUCUCAUUUUCUUUUCAUUCCCAAAUCAUGGACAUUGCUGACAAAGACAUCAUUUAUUGCCCUUAUUUCCCUUGAGAAGGUGGUAGUGAACUGCCUUAUUGAGCCAUUGUAUUCCAUGUGGCAUAGUUCUACCCACAAUGCUGUUGGGGAGAGUUCAAGUAAGGAGACCCAGUAACACUGAAGGAAUGUCGACAUAUCUCUAAAUCUGAAUGAUUUACUGAUUGGUAACAUCGAAAAUAGGAGUAGACCAUUUGAUGUUUUGAGCCUGCUCCACCAUUCAAUAUCAUCAUAAUUGAUCAUUCAAUUCGAUAUCCUGCUCACUCUCUGUAUGUUGAAAGUAUCUUGCAGGUGGUGAUGCCAUUAAGGGCCACCAACAUCAGUUGAUUACCAUUAGUUGAGUAAAGAAAUAGUUUUUGAUGUCUGUUUUAUACAUUAUCUUCACAACUUUAAACCUGCAUCUUCUUGUCUUGCUGCCCUAAUGUACCCUGUCCUGCUACCUAAGUGUAACAAAAAUAUUACUCAACUUUUGUUUUCUAUUUGUAUGUAUUUCUGCAUAUUUCUUCAAUUUCUACAUUACCUACAAUAAUUUUCAAGGCUAAAGAGCUAGUUAUUGAAGAGCUAAAAUUUGUUCUUCUGUCAUAGAGAAACAGCUUUAUUUCUUUACACCACUUUUAAGAUCUGGAAACCCUUCUUGUGUCUCCAAGAUCAGAACCAUGUGCAGUAUCUCAGCCUGACCGGAGUAUUGAACAAUUUCAGCAUUACCUCUGAAGUCUGAAGUGGCAAAUAUCCAGCAUCUGGUGGCUUUGUUAUAUAAUAGUCUUCGAUAUUGCUGAAGUGGAAAGCCAAUCAAUUAUCAGACAAUUUUACUCCAACAUUAAA